AAAUGUCAAUUAAUAAAAAAAAACAACUGUCUAGCUAUCCUCGAAAAUAAUCGAAAAACUGUGUUAUUGAUAUUUCAUUAAUAAAACAUUAUAAAAGUACAAAAAGAAUUGUUCGUAUUCGUGCUAACUAGCAAAGUUAAGUUUGUAAUCGCUAUGGCGAACGAUAGAGAAGUACUAAGAGAAAUAUGGGAUGGAAAACUUCCUAUUUGUUUUCAACUCGAUCAAGAAGAAAUCAUGGAAAUUCAGCAACCUGAUCCAUUCUAUGUUAUGGUUCCACGAUUAAGCUAUUUCCCCCUUGUUACUGAUAAGAUGAAAAGACAUUUUCUGCGCUAUAUAUCUCAAGAAAAUGCGGACAAUGAGAUGUGGUUAGAUUAUAAUGGUCAACCUUUGAAGUGGCACUACCCCAUUGGUUUCCUAUAUGAUUUAUUCUGUGGACACGAUCCUCAGCUUCCAUGGACUUUGACUGUGCAUUUCACAAAAUUCCCUGAAGAUAUUAUUCUCCACUGCCCUAAUAAAGAUAUUGUUGAAGCCCAUUACAUGUCAACUGUAAAGGAGGCAGAUGUACUAAAACAUCGUGGUCAAGUCAUGUCUACAAUGCAGAAAAAGGAUCAUAACCAAUUAUGGCUUGGAUUACAAAAUGAUAAAUUUGACCAGUUCUGGGCAAUCAAUCGGAGGCUCAUGGAAUCACAUAGUGACAAUGAUGGCUUUAAGCAUAUUCCUGUCAGAAUUUAUUCCGAUGAUGGAGCAUGUAAUCAACGACUAGUCAGCCCCAAAAAUAGUGAUGGUUCGAGGAAAGUCCUACAGCAAAUGAUUACAGAAUUAUAUCCUGAUAAACCUGACGUUAAACUAAGGACACAUGGAAUAACCCUGCCUACAGACACCCCUCUGCAGUGGCUUUCAGAACAUAUGAGCUACCCCGAUAACUUCUUACACCUAUGCUUAUGUUAACCAACAUUGCUGGGAUACUCAAUAUUUCUUUAACUGCUUUUCAAUGCUAUUUAAUGAAUAAAAAACAGUUACCAAGAGCAUUCCUACACAAAAAUUGAUUUUGUUGUUGCAUACCUUUAUCUGUCCAUCAUAGAUAAAAAACAACAAAGUUGACAUCUGAAAAUUAACAAUGGUAGAAAGAGUUAUUUCAUACAAUUGGGAAAAAAUAAAGGUUAUUUUCAAUGGUAAAUUUAAUAAAAAAAAACAUGAUUUCUACUUAAUAGUAAACAUUUUUGUAUGGCCACAACUUUACUGUCCUUAACACAGGUCAUAAUAUGUCUGGAGAUUAGUUAUUUUACAAUACAAAUGUUAAAUUUUUUAGCAUAAUACUAAAUAUUAAGAUGUUCUGAAUAGUGCCAAACACAUACAAAUAACUCCAGCUAUAUAUGUAUAAUAAUAUUUACACAUGCCAUUAAACAAAGUUUAACGUGAAAAAUGCAACUAUGACUCUGCUUCCUGUUUACUAUUAAGGUGGGAUUAAAACAAAAUAUUGUAAAUGAACAGAACUGAGGAACGACAAUACAUUUUAUGGCUGCCAAACUUUAGAGCUAAUACUUAGCACCACUUCCUAUACUAAAUAACUGGCAUCAACCCAUCAAAUCCACAAACAAAUACAUUACUGGUUUACCUAUGAUUCUCAUUUGAGUCUCAUCAAAGAAUCAGGUACAUAAUUGCUAGCUUUCAGCUAAACAACUCUUUAAGAGAACAGGUAUCACAUGGUUAGCCUUAAAUAUAACUUAAAAUGUGUAAAAAAUAUUAUAAUUCACUUUUAUCAAGAACUUUCUCUUUGUGUUUCUUGAUAAUAUAGGGAAUGUGCUUUAUAAACCUCCUGCAGCCAUUGUUGGAGAAUAUUGGUUGAUCUUCAGAAGGUCCAUACGUGAUUACUGACAAAGCAUCCCUGAAAUGUAGAUUCAUAAAUUAAUAUUGUAUUACACAGCUUCUGGUCUAAUGAAAUUAAUUGAAAUAAUCAUGUAGAUAUGUAGAAUUCAAUGUAUAUUAAGACUAUUGAAAAGGUAAAUAAAUCUUACAUCAUCAUUUCAUCACUGGGAUCAUAAACGCCAUUCAACCGGAACUCGGACAAUGCACACCGCUCAACAUGUUGCUGCUCCAAAGGCAGGAAGGGAAUGUAGUGAUCAAUUAGGUGACGUGCUAUUAAGUCAGCUUUCUCAAAUCCUCCUGUAAAUAAAUUAAGAAUCAUUCUCAUGGUUUUUUAAUCUUUGGAGGAGGUCAAAGCCUGCAUUAAAAUGCACUAUGCCAACUUCAUAGUAAUAGUCUAAAAGUUAUAUUAGAUACUCUUCAUGAAUACUAAGUAAAUUAUACUAUACAAUAUAGUGUGGUAAAAUGAGUAAGUGCUGCUAGCCUACCUGAAUUGUUAGUCUAAGUCCCACAAACAGGCAUAAAGCUCACAAUAUUGUUUCACAGUGUGACAACUUGAUACUGAAACUUAAAGUUACAAUAAAUACAUACAAACCUUUAUAAUAAGCAGUCCUCCUAAUAACAGCUUCAAAAUCACUAAAUUCAACAUCAUUUCUUUUCACUCCUUGAGUGUACAGCUGCAGCAGGUUAUCUGCAAUCUCCUGACCACCAAUAUUCGAAAUAAAUACAAAAAUACUGUCCCUGAAACAACAAUAUUCAAAUUGUUACUAUAUUGUAAGGUAUUUGCAAUUUUUCUAUUUAACAUUAAGGACAAGGUUUAGAAGUACUUAAGUACUUCUGAAAUAUCCUCCUGCAGCCCAGAUUUCUAGACAAUAAUUAAACAAAUAAUUAAUUAAACAAUGGGGUUUGGCUUGUAAAAACACCUUGAGCCUUAAGAUCAUUAUAUAUUUUGUAUUAUAUUGUGUGUGAUAAGUCUAACAUGCCUGUAGUCUACUCCAUCCACAGCUUGGUGAUGGUCCACCAUAGGUUUUAUUGCAUCAAGCACAGAUGGGCACAUGUCAUGGAUCUCAUCAAAUAUGAACAGAGAUCUUGGACAAUUCUUCACCAUCUUAUUAACAAUGUCCAAUAGUUCUUUCUGUAAACAAGCAAAAUAUUAAAUUAAGUUUGCCAAACUUGAAGUUCAAUACAUAAAUAUGUCACUGGCUUUCAUAAACACAAAGAGUUUAAUGCCUGGUUCUCCAUUAGUUAGCUUCAAAAGUAGCAAACCAUGUUUAAAAGAACUAAGUAGAAGAUAUUUAUUACCUGACAAAAUGUACAUUAAUUCAGAGAAUACAUCUCACCUUUUUUCUCUCUAAGUCUGUGCAGUCAAAGUCUUUUUUACCCAUGAAUAUUUUAACAUAUUUGCUAUGAACACCAUUUUUAUAAAUGGCAUCAGCUAUCAUAGAAGCUGCAUAUGUUUUACCAACCCCAGUCCAUCCAUGCAGGCUGAUAACUAAAGCUUUUUUAUUGAUUUUAUUCUCUGCUUCAACUGCAUCUUUGUGGGCAUGUAGAAUAGUAACAAGUUCCUUUACAAGUGGUUGGCCAAACAUUCUUUGAGAGAGUGACAGCUUCAAUUCUGCAAUAAUCAGAUAAUUAUAACACAAAGUAGCUUUGCAAAAUAGUUCUAUAAGCUAGAAAACAGGUAAAUAACUAGGUAUAUAUAAUUACUCACUGUCUAGGUCGUAAGGCACGUAGUUAGAAUCACAACAUUCUGUAAACCUACAAACAGUUUGUGCUUUGAUAGUAUCCCAUUUAAACCACCCACCAGCGAUUGCUGCACUAGCCACAAGCGACGUUGUGAUAAUGAUCUCUGAAUUUACAUGUCCGAUAAUUAAAAACAAAAUAAGCACAAGACAUUUAUUGCACAGAAUCAUUUUAUUGAAACUUCACACGUGAGUCUCUGUUGUGAAAAUUAAUUAAUUAUUUGUAUAUUCACUUUCUCCACUAUUAGGUUUGUAAAUCCAUGUUUAUUGUAACUAUUUGUAAUUGUAUCGUGGUAAUUUAUGUGUAUUAAAAUUGAUCAAGAAAAGAACGUGAUAUCAAUAACACCAAAAUACCAAAA
Molecule: messenger RNA, 3964 nt
Organism: Pectinophora gossypiella (pink bollworm)
Lineage: Eukaryota; Metazoa; Arthropoda; Insecta; Lepidoptera; Gelechiidae
Gene: Atg5
Product: autophagy protein 5
Exons: 5
Coding region: 154-948 (264 amino acids)
Biological process (GO): cellular response to nitrogen starvation; C-terminal protein lipidation; autophagosome assembly
Cellular component (GO): Atg12-Atg5-Atg16 complex; cytoplasm; phagophore assembly site membrane
Source: RefSeq, a predicted model, not a curated record